This is a messenger RNA of Vidua chalybeata, 1232 nucleotides long. RefSeq names its product TBC1 domain family member 24-like. NCBI's taxonomy places the organism in Eukaryota, Metazoa, Chordata, Aves, Passeriformes, Viduidae. The record is from RefSeq and is a predicted model, not a curated record. The annotation marks the transcript as partial. The transcript has 6 exons.
UUCGGCUACGCCGUGCGCGUGCUGGACGUGUUCCUGCUGGAGGGCCAGAAGGUGCUGUACCGCAUCGCCCUGGCCCUGCUGAAGCAGUUCGGGCUCUCGGCGGCCCCGGCCGGGCUGCAGGGCUCCGACGUCAAGGCGGAGCUGCAGGCUUUCGUGAGGAACAUCGCCCAGCACGUCACUGCGGACAAACUCCUGGAGAGAGCCUUCGGCAUCCGGCUCUUCUCCCGCAAGGAGAUCUGGCUGCUCCACAUGGCCAACAGGAAGGCCUUGGUGGAGAGGGGCAUCACCGUGGUGCAGAGAAGGCCGUCCUUCCACCUGGCCGUGGACAUGCAGAAGUUCAGCUCCAGCACGGUCACGGCGCAGGAGAUGCGCCUCGUCUGGUCCUGGAUCCCCGAGCGCUUCUCGCUCUUCCCCCCGCUGCUGCUCUUCUCCACCUCCGAGGACGGCUGCAGCCUGCAGAGGUUCUACAGGUGCUGUGAAGGCUACGAACCCACGGUGCUGCUCAUCAAAACCACCGAGGGGGAGGUGUGCGGGGCGUUUCUCUCCUCCGACUGGGCCGAGAGGAAGAAGAGCGGAGCCACAUCGGGCUUUUUUGGGACGGGAGAGUGCUUUGUGUUCACUGUGCGCCCCGAGGCAGAGAGGUACGAGUGGGUGCUCAUCCAGAAGCCGGAGCUGGCCAAGGCCGUGCCGCGCUCCCGGCAGCGCUCGCCUUCCCCCGCUCCCGAAUCCCUGCUCGGCUCCUCCCGGGACAGCCGCAGCUCCAGCCCCAGCCACCUGGCCGUGCCCUCGCCGCAGAGGAGAGGCCGCCUGUCCCCGUUCCUGGCCAUCAGGCACUUCCUCCUGCCCUCCAAAAGCGCCUCCAUGUUCAUGUCCGGCUCCCGGGACGGGAUCGUUAUCGGUGGAGGGGGAGGCCAAGCGCUGUCCCUGGACGCCAGCCUGCUCCGGGGACGCACGGAGCACUGCGAGACCUUCGACAACCCCCCGCUCUGCCAGGAGAACUUCCAGGUGCAGCUCUUGGAAGUGUGGGGCUUCCAAAACGCGUAGUUCCCGCGGGGACACCCCCGUGUGCCCCCCGCGGGCACGGGCACGGGGACCCCUCCCCGCGCUGGCCACCCCCGGCCGGGCUGUGGCCACCUGUGUGACGGCUCUGCUCUCCAUGGUCCCCUCCGUGGCCAGACCGGAUCGGAUCAGAGCAGAUCGGGCCAGAUGAGCCCUCGUGGUGCUGUGCAGAG